AACAGGCAAAGAGCUUAAUCAGGAUCACACAACAAUAAUGAAUGGAAACACGUCGUAGCCAAGAAAGUUGAGCAGCGGUGUAAAGUAACUGGAACUCGCCGAUUUGGAAGUCAUGCGUAGAGUUAAAGUAAUGGAUUGGCCAGGGAAAUGAGAAACUACUCUCCGGAGGAGAAAGCAGCAGGAGUUUCAUCACUUUUCAAGAAAAAUACGUUUUCUGACGGGAGGACAGUGGAAUAACAAUCGACAAUACGCGUCAAUGGCAUUUGUGGACAGAAGCACGAGUCCACUGCGCUGUCAGCGUUUCACCUCGGCGGGGAGGAGUGGAUUAUUUGGAUUCGUCCGUUAAUGAAAUUGCUGGAAUACUUGGAAGAUUUCUAAAAAAAAAAAAAUCUAUCUAUAUACAUAUUCUAAACUGGGAUUAUUAUUAUAACUAUUAUUAUUAUUGAUAUAAAUUGAAGGAUUGCGCGUUGACAGAGGGGCGAUCCCCGGGACAGCUGGGAGACAAUGGGUAAUAUAGAAAGUGUGGACGGCCAGUCGGAGAUGAAGCACCACAUCAUGCCCCUGAAGGUGCCCAUGCCCGACCCCACCGAGCUGGAGGAGAAGUUUGCCAUUGUUUUGAAUUCUAUGAACCUGCCUCCAGACAAAGCCCGGCUCCUCAGACAGUAUGACAAUUUGAAGAAAUGGGACCUGAUCUGCGACCAGGAGAGGUUCCAGGUGAAGAAUCCGCCCCACACCUACAUCCAGAAGCUACGAGGAUACUUAGACCCCGGAGUCACCCGCAAGAAGUUUCGCAGGCGGGUGCAGGAAUCUACCAAAGUCUUGAGGGAGCUGGAGAUAUCGCUGAGGACAAACCACAUUGGGUGGGUCAGGGAGUUCCUCAAUGAUGAGAACAGAGGUCUCGACAUCCUGGUGGAGUAUCUCUCCUUUGCACAGUGUGCUGUCAUGUUGGAUUUUGAGGGGCUGGAGAAUGGGGAGAAUGGGGAGGAUGGCUUCUUGGACAAGGCAAAAUCUUGGAGCAGGUCUAUAGAGGAUCUGCACCAUACGAGCACCCAACCCUUCUGCAACACGCUGGUGCGCUCGGCCCGCCAGUCUGUCCUCCGCUAUGGCUCGGUCUCGAGCAGCAAAACCAUCAAAAACUCCCGUCUCGUGAGCCAAAAAGAUGAUGUGCACGUGUGCAUCAUGUGCUUGAGAGCAAUCAUGAACUACCAGUAUGGCUUCAAUAUGGUCAUGUCUCACGCACACGCAGUCAAUGAAAUUGCUCUCAGCUUGAACAAUAAGAACUCACGGACGAAAGCUUUAGUCCUUGAGCUGCUGGCUGCCGUCUGUCUAGUCCGUGGAGGUCAUGAGAUCAUCCUGUCAGCAUUUGACAACUUCAAAGAGGUGUGUAAGGAGAAGCAUCGCUUUGAGAGACUGAUGGAUCACUUCCGCAGUGAGGAGGGAAACAUCGAUUUCAUGGUUGCUUGCAUGCAGUUCAUCAACAUCGUGGUCCACUCAGUUGAGGACAUGAACUUCAGGGUCCAUCUGCAGUUUGAGUUCACCAAGCUGGGCCUGGAUGACUACCUGGAGAAAAGCAAACACACGGAGAGUGACAAGCUGUCGGUGCAGAUCCAGGCCUACCUGGAUAACGUGUUCGACGUGGGUGGUCUGCUGGAAGAUGCAGAGACCAAGAAUGCGGCGCUGGAGAAGGUGGAGGAACUGGAGGAGCACCUGUCCCAUGUGACAGAGAAGCUGCUGGAGGUUGAGAAUGAAACGAUGAUGAAAGUAGCUGACAUGGAGAAGCUGCUCUUUCAGAAGGAUAAGGACCUGCUAGCAAUCCGGGAGACGUACGAGUCGACCAACACCCAGGUCAACACCCUGAGGAGGGUGAUCAAGGAGAAGGAUGCCGCCUUCCAGAGGCACUUCAACAUCGAGAGGCGGCUGCUGGAGCUCGAACAGCAAGGCACCAUCCGUUUGCACAAGAAGCCUGACGGAGACAUUUCAAUCGAGCCGCUCGGCGUGGGCGGCGUAGGGAGCGGUGGCCCUGGGAUCCCUCUGGGCAACAUUGGGCAGCUGUCCCUGGGGCCAGCGGCAGGGUUAACAGAACCAGGAGGACCAGACACCAGUUUGCCACCAGCCAGUGAGGCCCCCCCACCGCCUCCCCCACCGCCACCACCUCCCCCUCCCCUGCCCUCUGCCACAGGCACAGGUGCACAAGUCCCACCACCACCACCACUGCCCCCUCUUGCUCCACCUCUGCCAGACGCUUCUCCCUCAGUUAUCCUGAGUUUGGGUCUUUCAGCUAUCAGAAUCAAGAAGCCCAUCAAGACCAAGUUCCGCCUGCCAGUGUUUAACUGGACCGCCCUGAAGCCCAAUCAGAUCAACGGCACAGUCUUCAAUGAGAUCGAUGAUGAACGUGUGCUUGAGGAGCUUGAACUGGAGCGGUUUGAGGAGCUCUUCAAGACCAGAGCCCAGGGUCCAAUUGUGGAUCUUGCCUGCACAAAGAGCAAAGUAGCCCAGAAGGCGGUGAACAAAGUCACCCUGCUGGACGCCAAUCGCUCCAAAAACUUAGCCAUCACACUGCGAAAGGCUAACAAGACCACGGAAGAGAUCUGCAAAGCAAUAGAGAAAUUUGACCUCAAGGCCUUACCUGUGGACUUUGUGGAGUGCCUGAUGCGUUUCCUGCCCACGGACGGGGAGGUGAAGGUGAUGCGUCAGUACGAGCGCGAGCGGCGGCCGCUGGACCAGCUUGCGGAGGAAGAUCGCUUCAUGUUGAUAUUCAGCAAGAUUGAGAGACUCACGCAGAGAAUGAACAUCAUCACCUUUGUUGGGAACUUUGCUGACAAUGUCAACAUGCUCACGCCACAGCUCAAUGCAAUCAUCGCCGCCUCUGGAUCCGUCAAGUCCUCGCCGAAAUUGAAGAGAUUGCUUGAGAUCAUCUUGGCUCUGGGAAACUACAUGAACAGCAGCAAGCGAGGCUGUGUUUACGGUUUCAAAUUACAAAGUCUUGAUCUGCUGCUGGACACUAAGUCUACAGACAGAAAAAUGACAUUGCUCCACUACAUAGCUCUCAUCGUGAAAGAGAAGUACCCAGAACUGGCCAACUUCUAUAAUGAACUGCACUUUGUGGAUAAAGCUGCUGCAGUAUCUCUGGAAAAUGUGCUGCUGGACGUUCGGGAGCUGGGGAAAGGCAUGGAGCUGAUCCGGAGAGAGUGCAGUCUCCAUGACCACUCAGUCCUGAAGGGCUUCGUCCAGGCCAGUGAUACACAGCUGGACAAGCUGCAGAAGGACGCGAAGACCGCAGAGGAAGCCUUCAACAAUGUGGUGAACUACUUCGGAGAGAGCGCAAAGACGACUCCACCCUCGGUGUUUUUCCCCGUGUUUGUGCGCUUUAUCAGAGCCUACAAGGAUGCGGUGGCGGAUAACGAGCAGAGGAAGAAGCAGGAGCAAGCGAUGAGAGAAAAGUUACUGGCUCAGGAGGCCAAACAGCAGGACCCCAAGGUCCAGGCCCAAAAGAAGAGGCAGCAGCAGCACGAGCUGAUUGCAGAGUUGCGCAAGCGGCAGGCCAAAGACCACCGGCCUGUGUACGAGGGCAAGGACGGCACCAUUGAGGACAUCAUCACAGUACUGAAGAGCGUGCCCUUCACAGCCCGCACUGCUAAACGCGGCUCACGGUUCUUCUGUGAAGCCAACCUCUGUGACGACGCCAACUGCUAGCCCUCCCCCCUAAUGCCAAGGUUGUCCAGAUCUUCGAAACCAGCCCUUCCUGCGAGCUGAUGCGUUGAUCCGGAGCGGUUGGAAGAGACCCUAAACCACUUAUUCAUCACUUAUCCUCCCCUCCCCAUUAUAACCUUUCUCCCCGUGUCCCCCCGAUGGUCCAUCUCAACCCUGAGGCUGCAGAUCACAAAGACUCUAAAAAGGGAGGACAGGACAGAGCCCUUGUCUUAGAUGGGUAAUUUAUUUAUUUAUGGAGGCCCUUAAAAAGCCACUUAAAGUGAGCAGGCGUCGUUACAGCAGCACAGGGGUUUACUCCUCACCCACUGCACCAAUGAGACUUUCCCUGCUCUGUUGGCAUUGAGCGCCCGACCAGUCGGUCGGGGCACGACCACACAAGUACAGGUGAGGUGAGUCGAGGACUGGCGGACCACGGAGCAGAAGGAAUUGUGCUUCCACUAACAAGUGCCUGCCAACAUGUGGAUCUCAUUCCCAAGACCAUUAAUUUCCUCAGAUUAUGCAGUCAUAGCCGGACUUAGACUGGGAGGCAGCCAAGGGAAGAUGCCAACAACGCUGCUGGGAUGUUUGCCUCAAAGACACUCACAGAACCUCCCUCCAAAACAACAGAGGAAGCUUCGAUAUUAGACAUCCGGGGAAUGUUUCCUCACGACGCAACAGUGACGAUGGUUUAUUUAGAUUUCAAUCGCAUGUAUCUCGUGGAGGAAAGAGCAUCUGUAGUACUGGUUCAUUUGCAAAAGGCUAGCCAAACCAAACUCUCUUGAAUGUCUCAUGUUUUGCUUAAGGGGUUAAAACCCCAAGUGCCCUUUUGUGUGUGCAAACAGUGUUAUUUCUCAUGAGUCAGCCGUAAUAAGUUUAUUUUACAUCUUUCAUUUUUUAAAGAUUGUAUUUUUAUUGCCUUGUACUUUAACAUUAGCCUCAUUAUACUGACAAUUAUAAGCAGACGUUGAAAUCUCCUGGUUGAAAGGCACACAACAACUAGAAGGUAAUGGGGAAUAAUGGUUUUAAGAUUGCUCUUUUAUUUACCUCUCUAGUGCAUCAUUGUCUUAAAGCUCAUUGCAUUUGACAUGCGAGUUGCUAUGUUCCUGUGCCUCGUCCAAGUACUUGUUGAAAAGUGAACGUUAUGCGCCUUGACAACACUUGCUGUCACACUUAAAGUGACAUUUGGGAAGUGACAACUGUAUGAAGAAGACUCCAUGUGGACUGCUGUAUGAGGCCUCAGAUGACGGUGACCUGCUAUAGACAUGGUGAUGGAUGAAGGACAUUUCCACUUAAGAGAUGUUAUGUUUUAAGAUUUUUUUUGUUUAAGGAGUUUCCUCCUAACAGCUUGUGAGACUUACAGCCUGUGCUUUAACAUAGCAACGGCAUAAAGGGAGUGAUACUUUUUACACUACUAUAUUUGGCUCAUGUUGUAUGAGACACUAUUCUUAAAGAUGAAAUUUACAUGUACAUUGAAAUCAAGAAAUAUACUUUUAGAGGAAAUGGUCCUUGAUAUUGUCUAUUGACUGAAAGACACUUGCUUUUUAAUAAAUAAGAUGAAUUAUCUAACUACAA
Messenger RNA from Scophthalmus maximus (turbot), 5262 nucleotides. It is a transcript of the gene fmnl3, whose product is annotated as formin-like 3. The coding region runs from base 505 to 3693 and encodes 1062 amino acids. Gene Ontology annotation, biological process: cell migration; cortical actin cytoskeleton organization; regulation of cell shape. The transcript has 26 exons. Gene Ontology annotation, cellular component: cytosol. Gene Ontology annotation, molecular function: actin filament binding; small GTPase binding. The record is from RefSeq and is a predicted model, not a curated record. NCBI's taxonomy places the organism in Eukaryota, Metazoa, Chordata, Actinopteri, Pleuronectiformes, Scophthalmidae.